Messenger RNA from Ramularia collo-cygni, 1083 nucleotides. Its product is annotated as related to Endo-1,4-beta-xylanase A. The record is from RefSeq and is a predicted model, not a curated record. Lineage: Eukaryota; Fungi; Ascomycota; Dothideomycetes; Mycosphaerellales; Mycosphaerellaceae. Gene Ontology annotation, molecular function: hydrolase activity, hydrolyzing O-glycosyl compounds. The transcript has 4 exons. Gene Ontology annotation, biological process: carbohydrate metabolic process. Bases 1 to 1083 code for a protein of 360 amino acids.
AUGUACAUUCAAAACCUCCUAAUCGCCUCCUUGGCAUUAACCUCUCACGCUGUUGUUGCAAGACCUCAACCAAACAUACAAGAGAGACAACAAGAACAAACAGGUCUCUGGAAAUCCCUCCAAUCCCGCAAUCGCCAAUUCCUAGGCGUAGCAGUAACCCUCCGCAACCCCCCCGACACAUCCGAAACAGCAAUCAUAAGCAACCCCCUAGACUUCAACAGUCUCACGCCCGAGAAUGCGCAAAAAUGGGAAGAAAUCGAACCCUCACGCAAUAAUUUCACUUUUGAAGCCGCGGAUCAACAUGUAGAAUUUGCGGCUUCUAGAAAUUAUUUCGUGCAUUGUCAUACGCUGGUUUGGCAUUCGCAACUUCCGAGUUGGGWUGAGGAGGGGGGAUUUGAUAAUGAGACGUUGAUUGAGGUUAUGAGGAAUCAUAUUGAGCAGGUUGCGGGGAGGUAUAAGGGACGGUGUAAGCAGUGGGAUGUUGUUAAUGAAGCUCUAAACGAAGAUGGAACCUACCGCUCCUCAGUCUUCUACAACACAAUAGGAGAAGCCUUCAUCCCCCUCGCAUUCGCAAUGACCAAAGCAGUCGACCCAAACGCCGCACUCUUCUACAACGACUAUAACCUCGAAUACGGCAGUGCCAAAUACGAAGGUGCACUACGAAUUGUGGAAUUAAUUCAAUCCUACGGAAUACAAAUCGAUGGGGUGGGUCUACAAGCUCAUCUCACCAGUGAAGGCACCGAGUCCUCGGGCGGUGGAGUAAUUCCUUCGCAAGAGACGCUGGAGGGGGUUUUGACGGGUUUCACGGAUUUGUGUGUGGAUGUUAUUUAUACGGAAAUUGAUGUGAGGUUUACGUUGCCGAGUACGGAGACCAAGGUGCAGGAGCAAAAGGAUGCAUUUCGGAGGAUUGCGGCUAGUUGUAUUGCUGUGGAGAAAUGUAUUGGGAUGACUCUUUGGGGCGCAAGUGAUAAGUAUUCUUGGAUCCCUGGCGUCUUUCCCGGCGAGGGGGAUGCUUUGCUUUGGGGUGAGAAUUAUGAGCGGAAGGCUGCUUAUGAUGGGUUUUUGGAGGGUAUUCAGGGAUAA